UUUACUCUUUAGAGGUUAGGACUUCCAUUACCCUCGUACUUUGCAGUGUUGUGAUAAUGUGCUGGAGUCACUGAGAUUUGCAGUAAAAAAUGAGUAUUUUAACGAGGAAAUUGGCCUUGUUGAAUCCUUCAACACUUAGGAUAAGUGCAAUCGGUUCAAAUGCAGCUCUUGUCGACAAAUGCACCGAAGUGUCUAACAGGAAUCCGAGAAAUUUGGAGCUAUUGAGGAUCGCUAGAAAACCUGCUGGGUAUCAUCUGGAGAGAGUCUCGCGGAAAUUUUGGCAUCAACUAGUCAUCACACGAAGUGUUAAACACGUCGAAGUUCAUAUAGAGCAUAUAGAGAAUGGUCGGGUUAUCACAGCAACCACUAAGGAAUGGUCUUUGAAGAAACGUCUGUACUCAUACCACGACAGCUCUGCCUUCAUGAAUAUAGGUAGAGUCCUCGCGGAGAGAUGUAUAGAGAGUGGGAUCUUCGCUAUUCACGUCAGUCCGCAUAUGCCGAGGGGAGGAAAAGUCGACUUACUGUUAUCAAAGCUUGAAGAGGGUGGAGUUGCCCUCGUCGAGCCUCCAUUAUACAAAAAUCCCUAUCCAUGGGAUCUCCAAAGAUUAGAGAAACCGUGGGAUGUCACAGAAUCGUAAAUGUAAAUAAUAGAAGUCAUUGAAUUAAUCGUUAA
Messenger RNA from Diachasmimorpha longicaudata, 673 nucleotides. RefSeq names its product large ribosomal subunit protein uL18m (gene mRpL18). The transcript is spliced from 3 exons. The record is from RefSeq and is a predicted model, not a curated record. Gene Ontology annotation, cellular component: ribosome; mitochondrion. Bases 90 to 638 code for a protein of 182 amino acids. Gene Ontology annotation, molecular function: 5S rRNA binding; structural constituent of ribosome. Gene Ontology annotation, biological process: translation. Lineage: Eukaryota; Metazoa; Arthropoda; Insecta; Hymenoptera; Braconidae.